AUGAUCACAUUGAAAUGUGCCUCUGAUUGUCUUGCAAGUAUCCCUGGCUUAAGUUUAGAGGUUACAUUUGUGUUUGCCUCAUUAGCAACAAGCCUCAAAGACAAUAUCAUUCUUAUGCAGCCAGCUACAUACCACAUAUGCAAGCCACCCUUAUUUCUUCCUCCUAGCAUUGUUGCUUUUCUCAGUGCUGCCUGCAAAUUGUCACCAGCAUCCAUGAAGAUGUGUUGGGAUGUCCUAAAGAGUAGUGUCUGG
Messenger RNA from Suillus subaureus, 252 nucleotides. RefSeq lists its product as uncharacterized. The record is from RefSeq and is a predicted model, not a curated record. The transcript has a single exon. The annotation marks the transcript as partial. Lineage: Eukaryota; Fungi; Basidiomycota; Agaricomycetes; Boletales; Suillaceae.